AAUUCAUUCAACUACCUUUUAUAUUCCUAGUAGCAGGCAGAACCAUUUCCCACACAGCAUUUUCUUGUCUUUGAGAAUUCUCAUCUCGUUUUCGUGCCACAACCAACAAAAUGAAUGCCGAUAAGAAAACCACUGCCUCAGUCCCACCCUCUGCGCCAACUCCUUCGCAAAAUGCUUCUAUCCUUCGAAGGAUUGCACCGAAUAGGUGGACGUUACUGUACAUCGUAUUGUUCACUGCCAGUAUAAGAUGUCUUUGGACUUAUAUGCAAUGGCCUAAUGGAGGGGAUUUGGCGCUAGCGCUCCAUACUGGGUUAUUGAUACUGUAUCUUGUUAUAUGGCGCUACGUUGAGGGGCAGUAAAAUAGUAUCGGUUUUGCUAAGUAGAAAGGGCAAAUUCUCCGACAUUUGCUACCUAUACUUAGUUCUGGAUUGUUUUUUUUGUUUCUUGUCGUUAAUGUUCUUUAUUGUGUGUUUAUAUUUCAAG
Molecule: messenger RNA, 483 nt
Organism: Aspergillus welwitschiae
Lineage: Eukaryota; Fungi; Ascomycota; Eurotiomycetes; Eurotiales; Aspergillaceae
Exons: 2
Coding region: 111-359 (82 amino acids)
Source: RefSeq, a predicted model, not a curated record